CUCUUUUUAAAAGACAACUUUUUUUGAAUAAACCUUUUUAACGGAUUUAAUUUAAACGAUGCAGGUAACUCGGCAUUUGAUGAAAGCAGCCCAAAAGGCAACAACAGGAAUAUUUGGAUUAGCAGUACAUCCAGAUCCAAGACCACAUUUAAUUAAAACUUAUAAUAAAACAUUAAGUGCUUUAACACAUAUUCCACCUACAGCAGUUUAUCGUCAAGCUACUGAAGCUACAACAAAGCAUAGACUUAAAAUUGCUGAAUCUACUAAAAAUAUUCAAGAGAUUGAAGAAAAAAUUGAUGCUGGACAAAUUGAAGAAUUAAUUGUUCAAGCUGAAGAUGAAUUAAAAUUAGUUGCCAAGAUGGAAGAAUGGAAACCAUGGGAAUCACUUGAAGUUGAAACACCAAGAGGACAAUGGGUUUAUGAAAAAACAGAAAAAUAAAUUCAAUUACGAUUUGAUUCUGUAUAGUGUGAUAUGUGUGAUAUGCCAAAAAAUAAUCUAUUUUGUAGAUUGAUAAAGUAGUAAAGUGGUAAAGUGGUAGAGUGGUAAAGUGAUAAUGUGGUAAUCAACCGAACCCUUAGGAUGAUUUGAUCCCUAGGAUAAUGAUAAGAUAAAAUUAUUUUAUUUUUACAAUAAAAAAUAAUUUUUUAUAUAACGUCAAUAAAUAUCCAUUAUAAGAAUAAGAAUAUAUCCUUAUUUUACAAUUUUACAUUAAAUUAAUC
Molecule: messenger RNA, 720 nt
Organism: Rhizophagus irregularis DAOM 181602=DAOM 197198
Lineage: Eukaryota; Fungi; Glomeromycota; Glomeromycetes; Glomerales; Glomeraceae
Biological process (GO): respiratory electron transport chain
Source: RefSeq, a predicted model, not a curated record